Molecule: messenger RNA, 954 nt
Organism: Peronospora belbahrii
Lineage: Eukaryota; Oomycota; Peronosporomycetes; Peronosporales; Peronosporaceae
Source: the annotation of a GenBank genome assembly
AUGAGCCGAUGGCAGCGUACGCUCAAGCAGACACUACGCUUUACGGGUGUGGGGCUGCAUUCUGGCAAGAAAGUGGCAAUCUGUAUCCGUCCUGCAACUUCAAACUCGGGUAUUUCAUUUUACGUGGGAAACAAAAGCUGUGCAAUUCCAGCUUUAAUUGCAAAUGUGGAUGUUGACAAGAGUCAAUUAUGCACGCAACUCACUGCCAAUGGUACAACCGUGUCAACUGUCGAGCACUUGAUGGCAGCACUGAUCGCGUCACGGAUCAAUAAUGCUGCAAUUAAACUUGAAGGAGAAAAUAGUCAGCACUCUUGUGUUGAACUCCCGAUACUGGACGGGAGUAGUGCUGAGUACAUGGAGGGAAUCCAACGUGGGGGUGUCGAGGAGCAAGAAGGCGCAGUACUCCAUUAUCUUCGCAUCACGAGGCCGGUGCAAGUUAUCAAACAUGACAAAGCGGCGUGGUUUCUUCCUAUGCCGGUGGAUCUCAGCAGCUCGUCUUUGUCCUUGCAAACUCCGACGCUUCAUAUGUCAGUGCAAGUGAACUUUGAACACAAGCACCUGGGCACGACGUUCUGUCGCUUUGCGUUGGGGUCUAAUACGGAGUCUACAAUGAAUACUUUCCAACAAAAGAUUGCAUCGGCUAGAACGUUUACGUUUGAAAAGGAGAUUGAGUGGAUGCAAACUAAUGGAUUGGCACGUGGUGGGUCACUUGACAAUGCCGUCGUAUUCUCGCAAGUCAAUCAGGCAAAACUAGCAACAAUAUUGAAUGUAGAAGGACUACGUUUUCAUGACGAAUGGACGCGUCACAAGAUGCUGGACUGCAUCGGCGAUAUAGGUCUUGCAGGUUUUCCUCUACAUGGCUACUUCUUUGCCACAAGUCCGGGUCAUGCAUUGACCCAUGAGUUGCUCCACGAACUGUUUAAAGACCCUCAAAACUAUGUCAAAGUGUCAUAA